AUGCCCUUCAGAAUCGCCGCCGCCUCCAUCUCCUCCUCGUCACGAAAGGAUGCCAGUCCCGCCGCUGCGCACUCGACCGGCCUCAUCAAGAAGGAGCGCAAGGAAGUUCCUCUGCCUAGCCAGGAGGGCACCAAGGGUGUUAUGCAAUACGCUCUGUACGAUUCCCGCUCCCACACCCACAUCCCCAACCGCCUCAACGUUCCAGAUCCAUACCCGCAUCGAAGCCACCUCUCCAACGACUAG
This is a messenger RNA of Colletotrichum spaethianum, 243 nucleotides long. RefSeq names its product NADH-ubiquinone oxidoreductase 19. subunit, mitochondrial. The record is from RefSeq and is a predicted model, not a curated record. Bases 1 to 243 code for a protein of 80 amino acids. The transcript has a single exon. NCBI's taxonomy places the organism in Eukaryota, Fungi, Ascomycota, Sordariomycetes, Glomerellales, Glomerellaceae.